Messenger RNA from Penicillium lagena, 927 nucleotides. Its product is annotated as translation initiation factor eIF2 subunit alpha. NCBI's taxonomy places the organism in Eukaryota, Fungi, Ascomycota, Eurotiomycetes, Eurotiales, Aspergillaceae. The transcript is spliced from 3 exons. Gene Ontology annotation, cellular component: eukaryotic 48S preinitiation complex; multi-eIF complex; eukaryotic translation initiation factor 2 complex. The coding region runs from base 1 to 927 and encodes 308 amino acids. The record is from RefSeq and is a predicted model, not a curated record. Gene Ontology annotation, molecular function: ribosome binding; translation initiation factor activity; RNA binding.
AUGUCGUUGACAAAUUGUCGGUUCUACGAGGAGAAGUACCCGGAGGUGGACAGCUAUGUCAUGGUCAACGUGAAGCAGAUCGCCGAGAUGGGCGCAUACGUCAAGCUGCUCGAGUACGACAACAUCGACGGGAUGAUCCUGCUCUCCGAACUUUCGCGAAGACGUAUCCGCAGUAUCCAGAAGCUGAUCCGCAUUGGGCGCAACGAGGUGGUGAUUGUUCUGCGUGUCGACAAGGAGAAGGGUUACAUCGAUCUGUCGAAGCGUCGUGUCUCGCCCGAGGACGUGGUCAAGUGUGAAGAGCGGUACAACAAGAGCAAGGCGGUGCACUCCAUUAUGCGCCACGUCGCCGAGGCCUCCCAGGUGCCCCUUGAGACCCUAUACCAGCAGAUCAGCUGGCCAUUGAACCGGAAAUACGGUCACUCGCACGACGCCUUCAAGCGGUCCAUCACGAACCCGGAAGUGUGGAAGGAUAUCGAGUUCCCCAGCGAAGCCGUGAAGAAGGAGCUGCAGCAGUACAUCAGCAAAAAGCUCACCCCGCACCCCACCAAGGUCCGUGCCGAUAUUGAAGUGACCUGUUUCGGCUACGAGGGCAUCGACGCCGUGAAGGAGGCCCUGCGCACCGCCGAAGUGGAAAACACCGCCGAAAACCAGAUCAUGGUUCGGCUGGUGGCCCCACCGCUGUACGUUCUGACCAGCCAGUGCCUGGACAAGAACCAGGGUAUUCAAAUGCUGGAGGCUGCGAUCGAGCGGAUCGCGGCCAACAUCAAGGGCGCCAACGGCAACUGCUCUGUCAAGAUGGCGCCCAAGGCCGUUACCGAGCACGACGAAGCCGUUCUCCAGGAGCUCAUGGAGAAGCGCGAGCGCGAGAACAUGGAGGUCAGCGGCGACGAGAGUCAGUCGGAGAGCGACGAGGGUGUUCCCGAGUAA